ACCACCCCUAACCGAUAGUUAACAACAAACUCCGCCUACGCCGGCAAACCGCCACGAAAACUGGAAAAAACGAAAUAAAUUGGACUUUAUAGCUAUUAAAUCACGUAUAAACCAUGAUCGAGACACUGUAUAACCUGCCCUUCCACAUCCUAGUGCCGCCCAACAUCAAGGUCCGGAAAUUCAGCAUUCCAAUGCCCUCGCCCAUGGCUGUCUUCAGUGUGAUAUUGUUUUCCUAUUUUCUGGUGACAGGCGGCAUUAUUUACGACGUGAUCGUGGAGCCGCCCAGUGUGGGAGCCACUGUGGACGAGCAUGGCCACUCCCGACCCGUGGCCUUUAUGCCUUACCGGGUGAAUGGGCAGUACAUCAUGGAGGGCCUGGCCAGCAGCUUCCUGUUCACCGUCGGCGGCCUGGGAUUCAUCAUCAUGGACCAAACCCACUCCCCGGGCAAAACUAACCUCAACCGCCUGCUGCUCACCGCUAUGGGAUUCAUUUUCAUCCUGGUCUCCUUCUUCACCACCUGGCUUUUCAUGCGCAUGAAGCUGCCCAGCUACCUGCAGCCCUAGAAUCUCUUCUAGAAACGGACGAAACAACGCUCUCUUAGUAUUCUCUCAAUGUCGAAAAUCUCCAAUGGGAGAUGCCCCCAAAAUCUCUUUCAACUUGAUGCCAAUCGAAGUUCCACGUAAUUUAAUAUUGCAUUUUAAUGAGGAGAUGUAAGGGCUAUCACCGUAUAAGAAAUUCCAGUUUAUAACGCUUUAAGCUUCUGAAAAUGCAAUAGGGGGCAUUUUUAAAACUGGUUAUUGGCGGUAAUCAGAUUCAGAAUACCCUUUUAUUUCUCUAUUUUUCAUUGCUGUCGAAUAAAUAAUAUAAUUAUAUAAAUAUUAAAA
Messenger RNA from Drosophila biarmipes, 884 nucleotides. RefSeq names its product putative oligosaccharyltransferase complex subunit CG9662. The transcript is spliced from 2 exons. Gene Ontology annotation, cellular component: oligosaccharyltransferase complex. NCBI's taxonomy places the organism in Eukaryota, Metazoa, Arthropoda, Insecta, Diptera, Drosophilidae. The record is from RefSeq and is a predicted model, not a curated record. The coding region runs from base 114 to 563 and encodes 149 amino acids.